Acipenser ruthenus (sterlet) is the source of this 2218-nucleotide messenger RNA. Its product is annotated as homeobox protein Nkx-2.5-like. Gene Ontology annotation, cellular component: nucleus. The coding region runs from base 248 to 1147 and encodes 299 amino acids. Gene Ontology annotation, biological process: cell differentiation; regulation of transcription by RNA polymerase II. The transcript is spliced from 2 exons. The record is from RefSeq and is a predicted model, not a curated record. NCBI's taxonomy places the organism in Eukaryota, Metazoa, Chordata, Actinopteri, Acipenseriformes, Acipenseridae. Gene Ontology annotation, molecular function: DNA-binding transcription factor activity, RNA polymerase II-specific; RNA polymerase II cis-regulatory region sequence-specific DNA binding.
GCUGAAAGGUACAUGCAGACCUCAUUAUGGGCCACUACACAAAGCCGUAGGGAAAGUUAAUGAAUCUGCAGGAGAUCUACAUUGUUUGAGGAGCAGCACAAAAAAAACCCCAAAAACAAGCAUAUUUUACCCUACAGAAAGCUUGGCACAUGUACCCGAGGUUGAUAGGGUUAAAAAAAACUUCUACUUUGGGCAUAUAUCGUCUUAUUUGUUUUGCUUUUAUACUUUCUCUCCAUUUGCUUUUGCGAUGAUUCCGAGUCCGAUCACUUCGACUCCUUUCUCGGUUAAGGAUAUUUUGAAACUGGAGCAACAGCACCAUUCACGCGAAGCUUUCCAGCACCAAGAGAUUCUGGUGAAGGACUCGGACGUGUCUUCUGCGCAGUCGCCUUACUGCAUGUACGCCCCAAUGAAAAACUCUGACGCUCUGCUUUACAGCCCGGAGAGACUCGACUGCACGGCCGAAGAGAAUCUCGUGAAAUGCGACAUCGGUCCAGACGAGUUUGACAUCUUAAGGAGUUCUUGUGGAUCUCCAACAGAAGAAAUGGAUCCCAACGAGGAGCCGGGAAGCUGCGGUCUGGGUGAUUCUCCAAGCAGCGGCAGCAAAAAAGAGGGUGACUCAGCCGACCGGCCGCAGCACAAACAGAGAAGGAAACCCAGAGUUCUGUUCUCUCAAGCGCAAGUCUUCGAACUGGAGCGGAGGUUCAAACAGCAGCGGUACCUGUCGGCUCCGGAACGGGAGCACCUAGCCAACAUGCUGAAACUCACCUCGACCCAAGUCAAAAUCUGGUUCCAGAACAGGAGAUACAAGUGCAAGAGGCAGCGGCAAGACAAGAGCCUGGAGCUGGCGGGACACCCGCUUCCACCGCGAAGGGUCGCCGUGCCAGUCUUGGUUCGAGACGGCAAACCCUGCCUGGGAGGGUCCCAGGCAUACACUGCUCCUUACAACGUGACAGUCAGCCCCUGUCCUUACAACACGUACUAUGGCAGCUACAGCAACAACCCGUACAGCUGCAGUUACGCAGGGGUACCCGCGGUGCCAAGCGCGGCACCAACUGCGGGCCAUUUAAUGAACAUGAAUGUAAACAUGGGAAGCGUUGCGCACCAUCAGGGGCAACAGGCGUAUCUGCAAGGAAUCCGGGCCUGGUGAGGUGGUGGGCUUAAAUCACAGAACAAAAAAAGACAUGUGUUCUUAAACAAGAGUGUACAAUCUAUUUCACGGUGAACCAACUUGCAGUUGAUUUGGAGGUUCAGACUAUAAACCACAGCAACAUAACCGCACCAAAUUCCAGUUUCGAUCUCGUGGAUUUCUAUAUGUAAUAUCGUAUUAGUAAUAGAUUUAUAUGUUGUGAAAGUGCACGCGUUGUGGUGCUGUCGUGAGAACUCUGUGACGCAAACGUGUAUGUUCAUAUUUCAUUUUUUUUUUUUUAUUUAUUUCUUAGCAGACGCCCUUAUCCAGGGCGACUUACAAUUGUUACAAGAUAUCACAUUAUUUCACAUUAUACAGAUAUCACAUUAUUUUUACAUACAAUUACCCAUUUAUACAGGUGGGUUUUUACUGGAGCAAUCUAGGUAAAGUACCUUGCUCAAGGGUACAACAGUAGUGUCCCCCCACUGGGGAUUGAACCCACAACCCUCCGGUCAAGAGUCCAGAGCCCUAACCAUUACGCCACACUGCACGGCAGCGGAAAUAAUAAACGAGACGUUUACAUUUACACAGGCUCGUAGGAAUUGACUUUUGUUCUGAAGAAUUGUUACAAACUGUUUUGAUGGCGCGUAAGGUCCAUUGCGCCCAUUUAAAAUAAGGAUCGGCUAGAACCUUUGAACAUAUGCAAUUAUUCUUGCAGUAAAAGUGCAUUACAUCCAGUUUUGUAGCUGUUGAAAAGUAGGGACGUUUUUCCUUCCUUUUUUAUAUUAUGCUACCCAUAUAACUGAGUGAGCAUCGCUUUUCAAUAUGGUAAACGCUGUAAAGACGGCCUGGUUUUAUUUCUACAAUUACUUAACCAUGUCACAGAAUCCAAUCGCUCUUCUCGUUCUCAAAUGUAAAAUUGUAUUAUUUAUCUACUCUUUGUAAAGAAAAAAAACAACUUUUUUUUUUGGUGACAUUUGUACUUUUGUAUACAGAAGUUCUCUCAGUUUACAUGUUGCUGGUUCGAUAGACUCCCAUUUUAAAAAGUAAAAAAACAUAGAAUGUCAAUGUCAAACACUUAGUAUAUGUAUC